GUCCCUGAGCUCACAGGCGUGUGUCCCCGGGAUAGUACGACCACAGGUGCUGCAGCUGGGUCCUGAGCUGUGUGGGUGUCAUCAGUCUGCUGUCUAGUGGACUUAGGAGGAGGGUCGUGUGAGCAGAGCAGAGAGUGAAGGCUCUGCCCUUUUGGGGCUGCCUUGCUGGAGGAUGGGCAUUUCACGGACGAGAAGGAUGGUACAGCUUCUCCAAAAUAAGAUUUUUAACUCAGACAUCCUUUCCUAGACCACAGGAGAGAUUUCCCUGGAACACCCAGGAGCGAGUGUCCAUGGUUGCAAAGAGGACAGUUGGUGGAAGGCAGGCCCUGUUGGGCUGUUCCAGAAGCAUGACAGCUGGGACAAAGAGAGCCUUCAGCAGUGACCUUCACCUGCCACCCUUGAGUGGCGCUUUACCCUCUCCCUUUUUGGGGCUGUAAAUUCAGAUUAACACAGAUCUCUGAAAAGCACAGCCAGGGGCGCAUGUGCAGAUUUGCAUGCAAGUCUGACGUCAGCAGUGAGAAAGCAACAGGCUGGGUAUUAAAAGUGAAAGUGCUUUGAUACAAACAGUGCAAAGACAAAAGUGGCCCGCCCACAUCUACUUCUGACAUGCCUUGUGACCUUAGGCUGGCCCCUCGUCUGCUCUGUGAAGAGAGGGAUACCUGAGCUGGCUCACGGCCCUCUCAGCUGAGUGUUGCAGCAGAGUGGAAGGAGCAGCAGUUUGAAGUCUCUUGGUACCCUUCUUGGUUUUUUGUUCCUUUGUGCCUUUUGUUGGUCGGCUGAAGCUGAGCACUGACAGCUUUUCUCUGAGAGAUGGAUUCGAGAGGAGGCCCAGCCGGGCAGAGCCUUUCCUGAUGAAUACCUUUCUCUCGUGGCCAGGCUCAUUAUCCAUUUUCGAGACAUUCAUAACAAGAAAUCUCAAGCUUCUGUCAGUGACCCUAUGAACGCACUACAGAGCCUGACUGGUGGACCUGCCACUGGAGCAGCUGGAAUCGGCAUGCCUUCUCGGGGCCCAGGACAGUCCCUGGGUGGGAUGGGUGGCCUUGGUGCCAUGGGCCAACCCAUGCCCCUGUCAGGGCAGCCACCCCCUGGCACCUCAGGGAUGGCCCCCCACGGCAUGGCUGUUGUGUCUACCACAACACCACAGACCCAGCUGCAGCUCCAGCAGGUAGCGCUGCAGCAGCAGCAGCAGUUCCAACAGCAGCAGGUGGCACUGCAGCAGCAGCAGCAGCAACAGCAGCAGUUCCAGGCUCAGCAGAAUGCCAUGCAGCAGCAGUUCCAGGCGGUGGUGCAGCAGCAGCAGCAGCAGCUCCAGCAGCAGCAGCAGCAGCAGCAGCACCUGAUUAAAUUGCAUCAUCAAAACCAGCAACAGCUACAGCAGCAGCAACAGCAGCUGCAGCGGAUGGCACAGCUGCAGCUGCAGCAGCAGCAACAGCAGCAGCAGCAGCAGCAGCAGCAGCAGCAGGCUUUGCAGGCCCAGCCGCCAAUACAGCAGCCACCAAUGCAGCAGCCACAGCCUCCCCCCUCCCAGGCCCUGCCCCAGCAGCUGCAGCAGAUGCACCACCCACAGCACCACCAGCCGCCACCACAGCCCCAGCAGCCGACAGUUGCUCAGAACCAACCAUCACAGCUCCCACCACAGUCACAGACCCAGCCUUUGGUGUCACAGGCUCCGCCCCUCCCUGGACAGAUGAUGUAUACCCAGCAACAGCUGAAACUUGUCCGACCUCCGAUGGUGGUGCAGCAGCCGCAGGUGCAGCCCCAGGUGCAGCAGGUGCAGCCCCAGGUGCAGCAGCAGACAGCGGUACCGACAGCUCAGGCCUCCCAGAUAGUGGGUUCUGGAGUCCAGAUGAUCACCGCAGCCUUGGCCCAAGGCGGGAUGCAAGUAAGAGCCCGGUUCCCACCCACCACCGCCAUGUCUGCCGUCCCGUCAAGCUCCAUCUCUUUGGGCGGACAGCCCUUGGCACAGGUCAGCCAGAACAGCCUCACCAUGCUGUCCUCGCCGUCACCGGGCCAGCAGGUGCAGACCCCGCAGUCGAUGCCCCCUCCCCCCCAGCCGUCCCCACAGCCCGGCCAGCCCAGCUCGCAGCCCAACUCCAACGUCAGCUCCGGCCCUGCCCCAUCCCCCAGUAGCUUCCUGCCCAGCCCCUCGCCGCAGCCCUCCCAGAGUCCAGUGACAGCGCGCACCCCACAGAACUUCAGCGUCCCCUCCCCGGGACCUUUAAACACCCCUGUGAACCCCAGCUCGGUCAUGAGCCCAGCGGGCUCCAGCCAGGCCGAGGAGCAGCAGUACCUGGACAAGCUGAAGCAGCUGUCCAAGUACAUCGAACCCUUGCGCCGCAUGAUCAACAAGAUCGACAAGAAUGAAGACAGAAAAAAAGACCUGAGUAAGAUGAAGAGCCUUCUGGACAUCCUGACAGACCCCUCCAAGCGGUGCCCCCUGAAAACGCUGCAAAAAUGUGAGAUCGCCCUGGAGAAACUCAAAAAUGACAUGGCGGUGCCCACGCCCCCACCGCCCCCAGUGCCGCCAACCAAACAGCAGUACCUGUGCCAGCCGCUCCUGGAUGCUGUCCUGGCCAACAUCCGCUCGCCUGUCUUCAACCACUCCCUGUACCGCACGUUCGUGCCGGCCAUGACAGCCAUCCACGGCCCACCCGUCACGGCCCCAGUGGUGUGCGCCCGGAAGCGUAAGUUUGAAGAGGACGAGAAGCAGAGCAUCCCCAAUGUGCUUCAGGGGGAAGUGGCCAGAUUAGACCCUAAGUUCCUGGUGAACUUGGACCCUUCUCACUGCAGUAACAACGGCACCGUCCACCUGAUAUGCAAGCUGGAUGACAAGGACCUCCCAAGUGUGCCGCCACUGGAACUCAGCGUGCCUGCCGACUACCCAGCCCAGAGCCCGCUGUGGAUUGACCGGCAGUGGCAGUACGACGCCAACCCCUUCCUGCAGUCGGUGCACCGAUGCAUGACCUCGAGGCUGCUGCAGCUCCCUGACAAGCACUCGGUCACGGCCUUGCUCAACACCUGGGCGCAGAGCAUCCACCAGGCCUGCCUCUCGGCAGCCUAGCUGCCACCGCCACUCCACCUCGGGCCACCGGCCAAGGACCGUGGGGGCGGCCGGCAGCCUUGUCGGGGCCGCAGCAGACAUAUGCCUCAUGUCGGACAUUUCUAGGUGUUGGCUUCCUUAGAGAGUCUGGGCUUAGAUUUGCUUUCCUGCUUUUAUCUUCUGCCUUGGGGACCUGCCAAACAUUUUCCCACACUUGUACAGGACAGGGACAGGUGGCUGCGGAGCUGGCUUUGUUGGGGGUGGGGGUGGGACUUCUUUCAGGGAGUCAGACACACCUCUAGUCCCUGCGUUCCUUGGGCUUCUGUCCCCGCGGCCUCUGCAGGGCCCACGUCCUUCCUCCACAGCAUGGGGAGAACUCAGGAUCUCGUUCGAGGCUCUUGUGUGUGUGCCAGAAAACACUUCUCCCUGUUUCUGUAGGGGAACAUGGAAAACGUAGGAAACCCUCAAAACACACAGAGUUUUCUGAUCACGGUUUUGGGUUCAGACCGCGCCACAGUUGGCAUGGGGCACACUUGCCUGCAGCACGCCACAGGGAAGCUCCCGGAUCCGGGGGUGCUGGCUGUGUCAAGAGGGAAGGCCGGCCUGUGGGCAGUGUGAGUCCCCUGCCAUCAGCUGGGCCUCAUACCUCAUGGCAUUCUCCCUUCAAGCCCUGGGGGCCCUUUCAGCACUGUGGGGGUGCCCGGGGAGCCAGGAGCAUCUGGGUGGAUCCUUUUCCUGGCCCCAUGCCCACUAGUUGGACCCUUGGGCCCACUCUUGGGUCAGGGUUCUGUCCUCGGGACCCAGCAUCCUCGGAGCCAAUCCAGAGAGUGAAGGCUCCCUGACAGGGCAUCGGCCAGCUGGCCCUCUGGCGACAAGAGGUUCCCCCUUUUGUAUGUGCACUACCGUGUCAUCUGUGGUUGCUAUAAUAAAUUUAUUAUUCCCGUGUU
Equus caballus (horse) is the source of this 3987-nucleotide messenger RNA. It is a transcript of the gene MED15, whose product is annotated as mediator complex subunit 15. Gene Ontology annotation, molecular function: transcription coregulator activity. NCBI's taxonomy places the organism in Eukaryota, Metazoa, Chordata, Mammalia, Perissodactyla, Equidae. Gene Ontology annotation, biological process: regulation of DNA-templated transcription. The record is from RefSeq and is a predicted model, not a curated record.